Molecule: messenger RNA, 3544 nt
Organism: Nothobranchius furzeri (turquoise killifish)
Lineage: Eukaryota; Metazoa; Chordata; Actinopteri; Cyprinodontiformes; Nothobranchiidae
Gene: tnfsf14a
Product: TNF superfamily member 14
Biological process (GO): immune response
Cellular component (GO): membrane
Molecular function (GO): tumor necrosis factor receptor binding
Source: RefSeq, a predicted model, not a curated record
CAAGCCACAAAGCGAGGUGAUGGAAACAGAAACAUUUCAACUCUGAGAAAAGUGGGAGGGUGAUGAGCUUGGGUAACACUGCACAGUGUCUGGUCUUCACGUGCUGAAACACUAAGUCUUCAGAAGUAAAACUCCCCUCAACGGAUUGAUUUGGAAGAGCUCAGCCAGUGUUUCUGCUUUCAUGUGCAUUGCAUGAGACAUCUCAAGAUUUCAGCAUCUUGUUCUGACACAUAAGGUGCCUCGACUUGAACCAACCAGAAGUGAGCCCACCCAGAGCUACUUGUUCACACCUCUUUGCAGCUCCAGUCUCGUCUGGUCAGUGCGGAUCUUUUGAAGCAACAGCGUUGACAUUUGGAGGAGAACUUCAUGCCAAAAUGGUUUUCAAUCACCCAAGUAGCAGAGGGGGUAAGGAUGAGGGUGGCUGUCCAUCAGUGUUUGUGGUGGACACUCAUGCAACACGGCCCCCAGUGCCGCCUCGGCUGAUGAGAGAGGGCCGUUGGACCGGGGCUCCAGUGACCCUGCUGACCAUGCUGGUGAGCCUGGCGCUGUGCGGCAUGGUCAUUGAAGCCUGCUUCAUCUACAGUCUCUACCAAACAGAGCUGGUCCAGUCUGCAUCAACCUCAAAACUCACUGGAGGCGAUGAGGUUGCUACAAUUGAAAAUCACUUGGAGGAAAGUCUUCCAUCCAAACCAAUGGCACAUUUAACAGAUGGUGUAGAUGUUGUUCAUGAAAAACAGAUCAUGGGUUGGAGCAUGAAUGCAGACCCCAUCCUGUAUGAAAUGGUGUACAGAAAUGGGAGCCUCAUCAUCCAGAAGGAGGGGUACUACUUCAUCUACUCAAAGGUUUACUUCUCAUUCAGUGGCAUUUUUCAUCAUCUUAUAAAUAUGAAAACUGAAAAGUACACCGGCAAAUUCAUCACCCUCCUGCAGUCCAGGGAAACUUCACCAGAGUCAAGCAAAAUGCGAUCCAACAGCUACCUGGGCGGGGUGUUUCACCUGUCUGAAAAUGAUGCUAUUUAUGUGAGCGUCAGCAGCACACAGAAGAUCUUACGACACAAGUCUUUUGAGAACGUUUUUGGUGCUUAUAUGAUAUGAAUAUAACAUCAAUAUUGAUGAAACUAUGACCAAAAGAGUCGUUAAAAUGUUGGACUCUUUCAGUGACUCAGAACUGGUUUUGUGUUAUCAAAUGGACAGCAGUGUGUCCAGCUAGCGGGUCAGAAAAUGACAUGUGGAGUUCCACAGGUAUGGAUAUUAGGACCAACAUUAUUUGUAGUUUAUGUAAACGGUUUAUUUACUGUUUCAACAGUUUUUGCAGAUGACACAGCUGCUGUAUAUUAUGUUCAGGUAGACACCUCCAUCAUCUUUUAGAGAUUACCACAGAAUUACUGAAAAUUAGUCAGUGGUUUGGAUUCAGCAUGUUAUUCCUACAUGUAUCCUAAACAAAAUGAUAUCAUUGAACAUAUUCAGUUCAGCUCCCAACAGUCAUAAAAUAUAAGAUUUUAGGUGUGACUGUUAUUUACAUGUUUGUUGGAAAACACAUAUAUUUAUAAUACACAAUAAACUGGCUAAAAUGUGACCAUAUUAAAAAGAUGUGAAUUCCUGCUUGAUUACAAAUCUGUUUUAUAAAGUAUUUUUCAUUGUUGCGUACAUAAAUUAUUGCUUGGGACUGUGUGGAAAUGCAUGUAAUAGUACGGUUUUGAUACCAACCAGACUUAAAAAAAUAAGCAAUAAGAAUUAUGUAUAAUGUUGAAUCGGAGAACAUACAAAUAUAUUAUUUUUAAAAUAAAAUAAAAGACUUGAGAUGGUUUGAUUGAAACAGUGAAGCCAAUAAAGCCAAAUGCCCAACAUUUAACAAAGGUUUGUUCACAGAGAGGAACAAAUGGCUUGAGGGGAAAGUUUAGUAAGAACCAAAGUUUGCUGGAACUACGUUAAAAGGCUAAAAUAUAACUGGAAGAGGAGUGAACCUGUAGAAUAGUGAAGGGUGUGUCGUCACUACAGAGUAAAGAAUAGUAUCGCUGGUACACUUUGGUUUAAAUGAAGGUGUUUUUGUACUUUAUGUUAAUUCCACGUACAAUGAAAAAAGUACCCUGAAGAAGUACAUGCAUGCCACGUGUUUUCUGAUUACAUAACAACGUAAAGUUUUGUUAUUGUGCUUUGGUUUAAAUCUUUUCUUUUCCCUUGCUUGGCUUUAAGAAACGCUGAGGAAAUGUGAGUGUGUUGCUGUACUCCCUCUUUGACACGUGUGAUGAUAAAACAUCGAUGUGAUUGAGUAGACAAUUGAAACCAUUCUUGUUCCAGUCAGUCCCUUUACUGGUCUGAAUAUGAGAUGAGAAUGAAAUGUUUUAUGUUGAGGAUAAUCUGAUGAUAUCAGAUGAAUGUUUGAAGUUGAUCCGUGACGAGGUGUGUGUGUGUGUGUGUGUGUGUGUAAGGCUGCUCGAACCUGAAGGUGAAUUAGAUGUAAAAUGCUUGUUGGGGCUUUGCUGGUGAGUUUCUGAUUGUGACAGAUGUUUUUUUUUUUUACAAUAAAAUAUAUUUGUGCAUACAUUUUGUUCUUGUUAAAACUCAACUAGAUGUAAAAUAACAGAUGUUCUUUUUCAUGAUUUAUAUUAUUGCAAACAGAAUGUAUAAAAAUUAAAAAUCCCCAAAACAGCAACCAUGCUCUUAUUUCAUGCUUUGACACGAUUGUUUAUUUAAUCGUUUUGGAUAAAGAUGUAUUUUUCAUGUUGGAUUUAUGUGAAUUAAUGCUCUGACAUGAAGGUAAUGACUUUAAAGUUUGGUUUUCUCCACCGUAGGUGUUAUACGUUCAGUGAAAGCAUUUCCUGUUGUGUCAGGCGAGGCCGAGCUACAGUGGUCUCUUUAUCGGUGCACAUCUCACCCACUUGUUCCCACGGCAGCUCAGACUCCUGGUUCGGGGUGCUUUUCAUCACCACGUUGACACACAAGGUUAAAUGUCAGCAGUUUCUUUAACCUCUUGCUUUCUGUGGACCUCACAUCAAGGCAAUGAAAUUUAUUUUGGAGUCAAAUGACCUUUUCUUUUCUCAUUAUUGGGAAGGUCACCAAACCCGAAGAGUGUCAGUAACGUAUUCAUCUCCAUGCUGGUUUGAGUCCUGCAACGUUACAAAAGCUGCGUUUGAGUGUGUGGCAUGAACGCUGACGCAGCAUGCACAAACCUCAUCACUCUUUGAAGUUCUUUUACUUUGCAUCUUCCUCACAUCAGUCACUGUAACGUUUCCCUUCAUAUGCGACGGUUCGCAGAAGUCUCUCAUGAAACACCCACGGGUUGUAUAUUUGUAACCUGAGGAGGAAGUGGUAGUGGGGGCCUGCUCAGGAGGGGAAGGGGUUGUCGGCAGCAGCAGAAUGCCUGACUGACUUUCCAACCCUAGACCUGGAGAGCAGAACGUACCAGCACUGAAACAGAGGGAGUGCUCAGAGGUGGGUGGGAUUAUCACGUUCAUUUUCCUUCAGGGAUGGAAUUUUGGAACAUUUUUGGCUCAAAUCAGAAGAAAAGGAAUUAGUUCGUUUGCAAAAACAAACAUUGGGGGCGC